Saitoella complicata NRRL Y-17804 is the source of this 444-nucleotide messenger RNA. RefSeq names its product protein transporter. NCBI's taxonomy places the organism in Eukaryota, Fungi, Ascomycota, Saitoellomycetes, Saitoellales, Saitoellaceae. Gene Ontology annotation, cellular component: TIM23 mitochondrial import inner membrane translocase complex. The transcript has 3 exons. Gene Ontology annotation, biological process: protein import into mitochondrial matrix. Bases 1 to 444 code for a protein of 147 amino acids. The record is from RefSeq and is a predicted model, not a curated record.
AUGGCUCACCGCCUUCUCGCACAAGUCGUCAUCGUCGGCACCCAGGUCUUUGGCCGUGCCUUCGUUCAAGCAUGGAAGCAGGCAGCGGCCAACUCAAGAGCAGCCGGUGCUGGUGCUGCUGCGGCGACAGGGACCGGAAAUGCAGUUAAGGAUGCGAUUACCAGGCAAACUGGACUUACCGCCGACGAGGCUUUUCAGAUCCUGAAUGUGGAGAAGGGCAAUUUCAAUUUGGAUGAGAUCAAAUCAAGACAUGACAAACUGUUCGACAUUAACGAUCCAAAGAAGGGUAGUGGAUCUUUGUACUUGCAAUCGAAGGUGGUGCGGGCGCUUGAGAGAUUACAAAUGGAAAUCGCACAGAAGGAGGCAGAAAACGCGGCGGAAGGAAAGCCAGCAGAAGAUGCACAGGGUGGAUCAGGUUCGGGGCCCUCUCAGCCGUCAGCAUGA